AUGUACAUCCAGCAGGCAAGCCUGAUCCCCGUGAUCAUCGAGGGUUUCAAGUCGUACAAGGAUCAGACCAGUACCGAGCUCUUCAGCAACAACAUAAACGUCGUAGCCAUCCGCUUUGUGCUAAACGACCUCUUCACCACCCUCCGCCAAGAGGAUCGAGAGCGCCUGCUGCAUGAAGGAGCAGGGAAUGCGGUGACCUCUGCGUAUGUGGAGCUGGUGUUUGACAACAGCGAUGGGCGCCUGCCCAUCGACAGUCGGGAGGUGCGGCUGCGACGCUCCAUCGGUCUGAAGAAGGAUGAGUACCAGCUGAACAAGCGAGUGGUCACCAAGGCGCACGUCAUGAGUCUGCUGGAGACGGCCGGCUUCUCCCGUGCCAACCCCUACUACGUGGUGCAGCAGGGCAAGAUCAUGGCCAUGGCCAACAUGAAGGACGGCGAGCGCCUGGAGCUGCUCAAGGAGAUCGGGGGCACUCGCGUAUACGAGGAGCGCCGCCGGGAGUCCGAGAAGCUGAUGGCGGAGUGCGAGACCAAGCGCGAGACCAUCCAGGGCCUGGCCGAGAAAGCCGAGGCGCUGCAGCGCCGCGCCGCGCUGGAGCUGGACGUGCGCGAGCUGGAGCGCGGCAUCGCCGGCACCAAGGCCGAGCAGGCGGAACUCAACAAGGGCCUGGACCUCGUGAGCAGUGACAUCCGGAUCAAGCGCGCCGAGCUGGCGUCCCUGGACGCGCGGCUGGCGGGGGCCGUGGAGGAGGAGGGCGCGGCGGCGGCCGCGCUGGUGGGCAGGGAGGCGCGCCAGCAGGCCCUGUUUGCGAAGCAGGGCCAGCGGGCCAGGUAUGCCACCGCCGCCGAGCGCGACGAGGCCUUGACAAAGGAGAUCAGGGCGCUGGAGGGCGCCCUGACGACCAAGCACGAGACGCAGGCGGCUGCGGAGCGGCAGGCCGCCGCGUGCGCCACGGAGGCAGAGGCGCUGGAGGAGGAGGUGGAGGCCGCGCGGUCCGGCCUGGCCGACCUGGAGCGCGACCUGGCGGCCACCGCGGGGCGGGUGCACGCGCUGUCCCAGCGCCGCGACGCGGCCGUCAACCGCCAGAAGGAGCUGUGGGGUGCCGAGGCCGAGCUGGAUGGCUCGUGGCGGCUGAAGGCGGAGGAGCUGGCGCGGGUGAGCCGCGUGCUGGAGGCCGCCACGCCGCGCGACCUUGUGCGCGGCUUGGAGGCCGUGGAGCGCCUGGUGCGAGAGCACGGCAUCCGAGGCGUGCACGGCACCCUGCUGGACCUGUUUGACAUCGACGCCCACCCGGGACACGCCACCGCGGUGGAGGUCACCGCCGGGAACAACCUCUUCUACGUCGUGGUGGACGACGACGGCGUGGCCACGCAGCUCACGCAGCUGCUCACAAGCCAGCGCGCGGGGCGCGCGACCUUCAUGCCGCUCAACCGCCUGCGCGCGACCGAGGCGCCGCGCCCCGACCAGUACGGCGACGCGGUGGCCCCGCUGCUGGACUUCCUGUCCUUCGAUCCCGCGCUGCGCCCCGCCAUGCUGCAGGUGUUCGGCAAGACGCUGGUGUGCCGCGACCUGGCCGCCGCCGCGCGCGUCGCGCGCGAGACCGACGUGGCCUGCGUCACCAUGGACGGCGACGUGGCCGACCGCCGCGGCGCGCUCCGUGGCGGAUUCACCGACGCGCGGCGCUCGCGCGUCGCCGCCGCGCGCGAGAAGCGGCGCCUCGGCGCCGAGCUGGGCGCGCUGGACGCUGAGCUGGCGGGCGUGCGCGGCCGCCUGGCGCAGGCGCAGCAGGACAUCGCGCUGGCCGGCGAGGCGCUGGGCAGGGAACAGGCCCAGCAGUCCCACAUCCACGACGAAAGUCCGCACCUGGGCCAGCCGCUGGCGGCGCGCCUGGGCAAGGCCGAGGCGGCCGAGCUGGCGGCGCUGGCGCCGGAGGUCGCGGCGCUGCAGAAGGGCCUGGCGGCGGCGAGGAGCAGGCGCCUGGCGCUGGAGAGCGAGGCGGAGGGUCUGCGCCAGACCAUCGCGGGCGACCUCCUCCGCCACCAGCAGGCGAGGGCUUUGUUUUUGUGCAAAGGGGGGGACUUGGACCUGGAGGACCGGCUGGCGGGGCGCACGCUGGCCGUUGACGAGCCGACGCUGGAGGCCCGCCGCACCGCGCUCGCCACGGUGGAGGCCGAGCUGGCCAGGACCUACGCCGAUGAGAAGGCGGUGGCCGACGAGCUGGAGCUCCUCGUGGGUCGGCGGGAAAAGGAGUCCGCCGGGGGGACGGCGCUGGAGGCGGCGCGUGAGGCGCUGAGCCGCGCCCUCCUGGCGCUGGAGGACGUCCAGCUGAACGAGCAGGAGGCGCAGGCCAAGCGCGGCGCGCUGGAGGCGAAGCUGGGCGACCUGGACGACCGCAUGCGCCUCCUGCGCCCCGUGUCGGCGGACGCAGUGGAGGUGCACGCCACCACCAGCCUGUCUGCGCUGCGAGCGCAGCUGGGGAAGAUGAAUGCCGAGCUGCACAGCAAGUACCGGCCCGCCAACCGCCUGGCGCUGGAGCAGCACCAGGGCUUCAGAGAGCAGCGAGACGAGCUUGUCAGGCGCAAGGAGGACAACGACGAGGGCGAGCGCAAGAUCAGGCAGCUCAUCUCCACGCUGGACAUGCGCAAGGACGAGGCGCUGGAGCGCACCUUCAAGGGCGUGGCCAAGAACUUCCGUGACAUCUUCGCCACGCUGGUGCCAGGCGGGAGGGGGGAGGUUGUGAUGCAGAAGCGGGUGCCGGGCUUUGGGAACGAGGAGAACAUCGACCCCGAGGCUGGCAAACCCUCCACCGGCCUGGACCGAUACGUGGGCGUGCGAGUCAAGGUGGCCUUUGGGGCCGGCGGGGAGACCAUGUCCCUUAGGCAGCUGUCCGGCGGCCAAAAGACGCUGGUGGCGCUCACCCUCAUCUUCGCCAUCCAGGUGCCGAGGUGCGACCCCGCGCCCUUCUACCUCUUCGACGAGAUCGACGCGGCGCUCGACCCGCAGUACAGGACCGUGGUGGCGGACCUCCUGCGCGCCCAGUCCCGGGAUGUGCACCAGCGCGCCCAGUUCAUCGUCACCACCUUCCACCCGCAGCUGGUGGCGGUGGCCGACCGCGUGUAUGCCGUCUCCCACUCCAACCGGGUGUCGAGGGUGGACCUGAUCCGGCACGAGGAGGCCAUGGGCUUCCUGAAGGCACAAGGUGACACCGCAGGGGAGGCCAGGGAGGUCUCCUUGGUGGCCUGA
Molecule: messenger RNA, 3240 nt
Organism: Auxenochlorella protothecoides
Lineage: Eukaryota; Viridiplantae; Chlorophyta; Trebouxiophyceae; Chlorellales; Chlorellaceae
Product: Structural maintenance of chromosomes protein 3
Exons: 25
Coding region: 1-3240 (1079 amino acids)
Biological process (GO): mitotic sister chromatid cohesion
Cellular component (GO): chromosome
Molecular function (GO): double-stranded DNA binding; cohesin loader activity; ATP hydrolysis activity
Source: RefSeq, a predicted model, not a curated record